GCCAAAUUUGCUUCACUAGCUUUGCGAAUAUCCACACAUUUCUUUUUUAUUCAGUGUCAUAGGACAAUUCACAAAUACAUCCGUAAUAAUAUAGCAGAAUUAAAUAUAUUUUCUAUUUUCCACAGACAAUAAAACAGGUAUAAUUUAGGUCAGCAAACAGCUAUUUGUUAGGACCCCGUAAUGCCAACCUAGCAUUGUGGACCUGCAGCCGCUUUUUUGACAGUAGAUCUCAGUUAGUGAUUUUGGGUUAUUUUCCGUUGUUGUUGCUUUGACUGAAUGGAAUCUGACAUUCUCGACUCUCUAGAGGAUCUUGGGUAUCAGGGCCCCCUGCUGGAGGAUGGCGCGCUCCAGUCAGCUCUCAGUGGGGGCGCGGCCUCGCCAGAGUUCACCAAAUUGUGCGCCUGGCUGGUGUCCGAGCUCAAACUCUACUGCAGACUGGAGGAGAAUGUCCAAGCCACUCACUGUCCAAGUGAGGCAGAGGGUUUCCAGCUGGAGGUGAGUGGUCUGCUGUCAGAGCUGUGUUGUCCCUACAGCACUCUCACCUCUGGAGACGUCACUCAUCGUCUGCUUAAUGCCAACAACUGCCAGCUGCUACUCACGUUUCUCAUCUCCGAGCUGGAGGCUUCCAGGAUGGUGCAGGUGAACCAUCCACAGAAAACGUCCCUGGCUUCAGCCAGCAGUACUGGAGCCAGCCAGCUCUUCCUUGAGCUCAAGGGGAUUUGUGUAGCUCUGGGCAUGUCUAAACCUCCAGCCAACAUCUCCAUGUUCCAGUUCUUCACUGGCAUUGAGAAGAAGGUGAAGGAGGCUUUGUCCAGAGUUCCCUCCACUCAUGUUGGGGAACCUCUUUUGAAAAAGACACUUGGGCCUUUUCACUGGGAGAAGAUUGAAGCCAUCAACCAAGCCCUGGCGAACGAGUACGAGGUCAGGAAGCACAUGCUGUUGAAACGUCUGGACGUGACGGUUCAGUCCUUCGGUUGGUCAGACAGAGCAAAGACGCAUGCUGAGAAGCUGUCUAAAGUCUAUCAGCCGCUGCGCUUGGCGCUAGGCUUGAAGGACAGGGUGGGCGUGGCCCACCUGCUGGCGGCCCGAGACGACCUGUCGAAGAUCCUGCGUACCAGCAGCGGCCACAUCAGAGAGAAGACGGCCUGUGCCAUCAACAAGGUUUUGAUGGGUCGUGUUCCAGACAGAGGAGGCAGACCCAAUGAGAUUGAGCCUCCACCUCCGGAGAUGCCCACCUGGCAGAAACGGCAAGACGGACCAGCAGGGAGCGGUGGAGGGCAGCAUUAUGGUGGGGGAGGAAGAGGAGGAGGAGGAGGAGGAGGUGGUGGUGGUGGUGGUGGUGGUGGUGGAAGCAGGGGCGGCUACGAGCAGUACCAGGGCAGCAGAGGUGGUGGGGGCGGGAGGGGUGGUAGAGGCGACAGGGGGGCUAAGGUACAAGGUGGCUGGUCUGAGGGCUCGGGCAGUGGGCACCAGGGUCAAUACCAGGAUGGAGGAGGGUAUCAGGGUGGAGGAAGAGGGGCUUACGGAGGUGGAGGAUAUCAGGCAGCCCAGCAGGGGCCAGGCUAUUCAGGAGGGGGCUACCAAGGGGGCCAGCAAGGGCAGAGCUACCCUGGAGGGGGCUACUAUGGUGGGGGUGUGCCUCAGGGCAGAGGUGGGGGCUACCAGCAUGAGAGCCACUAUCAAGAUGGAGGCCGCCAGCAAGAGAAGGGCAGUCGGGGAGGUCGUGUGGGGAGAGGCAGAGGGGGCAGAGGUGGUGGGGGUCAAAGUGGAGGAUGGGGUGGGAGAGGUGGGCAGAAUUUUAAUCAGGGAGGGCAGUUUGAGCAGUUCUUUCAACAAGGAGGCCACCAGUAUAACCAGUCAGGCUUCGGACAGGGAUAUUACACCAGCUGAGGGAAAAUGUGCUUUAAUCCCUGAUACAAUGAGCAUGUGGGAUCAGGUGAGACGCCAGAAAGAUUCAGGCCUUAAGAACACACCGUGCAGAGAUGGACAGUUUGGACAACAGGGUUCCUGCGUCUGUCUUGUCCUUGGAAACGACAUUGGUGGGAUCUGUGCUGAAAGAACAGUGUGCUUUUUUUAUUGCAUGCGUGUGGUUACGAACCAACAAGCUCGUGUUCCUAGUACAUCUUUUGUAACACCUAAGUUCAUUCAUAAAGUACGUGGCUGAGGUGCAGUUGAUGUCCUGUAAGAACUUUUGGGCCACACGAGGUUUUGACAUUUCAUGUUGCUUAGGUCACCUGCUUGAGUUAUGAUAACCUAAUGUUAUUUCUGAAAAAGCCUUAUACCUGAAAUUGUUCAGCAAGGGGAAGAGAAGCUUUAAGAUUGUUGCAGCAGAUUUAUGGGCACAUCCAUAACUUUGAGUUGACUUCACUGUCCUAGAACUCCAUUCAGAUUCUGUGGUGGUACUGAAAUUGAUCAAUCCUUGAAAAUGAAACUGACUUUAGUACAUUUUUUUGCUUUUUGCUUUAAGUGUUUUGUUUACAAACAAUCCUUACAAGAGGUGAAGGAUAAAGGUAGGCAUUGCCUUUUCUAUCUGAGUGGGGGAAAAUUACUUUGACUCAUUUGUAUUGAAGAACCUAAAGCUGCUUGUUGGGGGGAGGGGGUGUGUUCCUUUGAAAAACAGUUUGAAUGUUCAAAUGGUGACAGCAAUAAAGCAGAGUGUGUUAACAUCA
This is a messenger RNA of Electrophorus electricus (electric eel), 2669 nucleotides long. It is a transcript of the gene tslig3a, whose product is annotated as family with sequence similarity 98 member A. Lineage: Eukaryota; Metazoa; Chordata; Actinopteri; Gymnotiformes; Gymnotidae. The record is from RefSeq and is a predicted model, not a curated record. Gene Ontology annotation, cellular component: tRNA-splicing ligase complex.